Molecule: messenger RNA, 4474 nt
Organism: Brassicogethes aeneus
Lineage: Eukaryota; Metazoa; Arthropoda; Insecta; Coleoptera; Nitidulidae
Source: the annotation of a GenBank genome assembly
GUUCGUUUUUAAAAAUCAUGAAUUUAAAUUACUUUAAAAAUAAUGGAUAACAAAGAAGAAAGUAUAUUUCAAUUGGUAUCUCAACUAUGUGAAAAAUUCGUCAAAGACCGCAGCAAAAUAUCCAAGUCCAGGUCUAAAUGCUAUGAAAUUCUUUUGGGAAAAACAUAUCCAGCACAAAUUAAAGCUCAUAAGGAUUUAACGGGGUCUUUAGAUCCCGUUUGUAACUUAAUAGCAUGGGAAUAUCAACUUUUGAAUGAUUAUGACUUAAAAGAACACUCAAUAGAGUUACAAGAAACAGCAGAAGUGGUUGAGUAUUGUUAUGGGGAUAAAAAGGAUGAUUUUAGGAAUGUUUUACAGUUUUUGUUAAGUUUAAGGAAUGUACCUGCUGAUGAUGAUAAAAUUCUUGAUCUCUCAACUUUGCCAAAUAUAACACAGCAGAAAAAUUAUGCAAGUAUUUUUAAUUUGCCUAAAUCUUUAACUGAUGAGUGGGAGGGAAAUGAACAAAUUAACUGUUUAAAAGAAAACGCUAACUUAAAUCCUUACAAUUUUGAUAAACGUUUGGAAUCAAACACAAAUUUAACUUGCAAAACCAAAUUAAGUGAUUAUUUUAAAGAUGAAGGCUAUUUUUCACCAACUAAAGGAGAAGAUGAUGAUAUUUGGCAUUUGGCAUCAACUUUGGAAUACAGUAAUAGACGAACAUGGGAAGAAUAUGGCCACCCAGAGCCGGAAAAGGAAUUACCAUUUUUAUCGGAACUUGGGGAUUUGCAAUCUUUAUGGGUUGAAAAUUUACCAUCCUUAUAUUUUAUUGAAAUGUUUAAAGAUGGGAAUGUUAUUAAAAGCAACAUCAAGUCUAGAAGAGCAUUUAUUAAAGAUGUAAAGUACUUAUUGGUUGGUAUGGUGUCUGAUUCUUUUGGAUACAAUAAUAAUGGAGAGUUUUACCUUACUCCUUCAAUAACCAUAGACGGUAUAACACCUGCAUCUUUGAAACAGUACUGCACUGAUUUAUUAUUUUGCGGGACCUGCUUUAAAGCUUUGGAAAAAUUAAGCACACCCAAUGCACAAACUGGGAACUAUGAAUACCAAGGUUACAUAUUUUCUGAAUUAUGCAAAAGUAUAAGCAGAUAUUUGCAAUUUUACCGCACCGCAACUUUAAGCAUACCUGAUUCGACCCCUUGCCUCAGUCUACACGGAAAAACAUAUCCCCUUAGAUUACAAAUUCUUACUUUGACUUCUAUUUGUCAAAUUGGGCCUUACACUAGAGCUGAACACAUCCCACAUGGUGUUGCACUUUUGAGUUAUUUAUACCAAAAAGUAUCCACUUUAACUGACAAAAAUGUUCUUAUGGUUUUGUAUUCCAUACUUUAUCCAUGUUGCCAAGUGUAUUUUAGUCGUUUUUUAAAGCAAUGGAUAUUAGAAGGUGUAAUUAAUGACCCAUAUGGUGAAUUUUUCAUAAAACCAAACUACAAAUAUAUUUCUAUGAGAGGGAGAAUCUACUGGACUAGAAGUUAUUUUGUGAGGGAAGAUAUUGUUCCGGAAUUUUUGAUGGAUUUAAAAAACGACAUUUUAUGUUGUGGGAAAGUUAUGAAUCUGCUUAAAUUAUGUGUUCCAGAGUGUAAAUUAUGUUUGUACUUAAUGGGUAAAAAACCACCUAUAGUAUCAUGUUGUUUAACUGCUGAACAAUUGUCUGAAUUGAAACAAAGUACUACAAACUAUUAUUUAGAAGUGUGUUCAGAAGUAGGUUUAAAAUUCGACAUCAGUGAAUUUUUGCUGAAAAACAAAGAAUUAGAUCCGGUACUUUUUAAUUUAAUUUCCAAAAAACGGAGCAUAACACUUCAAAGAAUUGAGUUGGAAAGAAAAAAGGCUGUACAAGAGUACAAGGAGAAACGUAAUGAAGAACUAUUAAUGCUUAAAGAACAGUACGAUUCAGCUGUUGAAUUGAAACAAAUUAGAAUGGCUGCGGAGAUCGAAAGGGAAAUAAAAGUUUCGCAAGAAAAUUUUGCUCUUGAAGCUAUGAGACAGGAGCUUGUUGAGCAAGAAGCGGGUAAACUUAUUGCGUACUAUUCGGAACUUUGCGCCCAAUCUGACGAACGCAAAAACAAAAUCGAGAAAAACCUAGUGGCAAUCAAAAAUAUGAACAACGCACACAGUAAUAAUAAUUUAACAGAAGUUCAUUCUUGCGUUAGUGAAGACGAUAUUAAAGUCGACAAUUUCGUAUCGAACAUCUCCUUGAAAUCCGGAAGUUCGGACUCUACCUAUUACUCGGUGGACGAUAAAAAGGAAAAAACUGAAGACAUCAACAAGGAUGAAGAAACUAACAAGGAAAACGAUUUGGAUCUUCUAAACGCCAACAAAGAUAUACAAGUUAUACAUAGCGUACAAAACGGAAACGUGGAUAUGUCGAUCCAAACGGACAAAACGAAAUACGAUGAAAACACCCGCCAAGCCAUUAUCAACUUCGAAACGGCUCGAAAAAUAAAACAGAAAGUUAUGUCGCAGGAAAUGGGUAUCGAAAUUGUCGACACAAUGCAAAUUAAAAAACCGGUUAUGCCCUGCCAAAAUCUGACUGAGUUCCAAAGAAAUAAAAUGAAGGUUUUGAACUCAGAGUUUGGUAUACAGGUCAGCACUGAUGAUGUUAAUACAAAAACUUCUACGCCAGUACAAAUUAAUAGAGAUAAAAUGAUGCACAAUACGGGAAUAGAAGAAAAACCGUUUUUCGAUGUAAUUGAGGGGCCCAAACCAACUUUAACAAGUUUGCAAAUCAACCGGAAUAAAAAUAUGAAUAGUACACCCAUAAAGGAGAUAGAAAAACCCAGCCCCACUUUAACCAAUCUCCAAAUAAAUAGGAACAAGAUGAUGAACAAUGUCACCAUAGAAGAAUCAUCCCCAUUGGAUAACAUAUCAAAAACCAAAACAUCCCUGACAAGCCUGCAAAUAAACAGAAAUAAGAUGAUGUCCACAGGGCCCAACUUUUACGGAUUAAUGUAUCAAAACGACAACGACAAUUUCAUCAACAGAAACCUAAAUUCGAACACCGCAACAAUAAAAAAAUCUAAAUCCCUCAUACUCGAACUAAACCGCCAGAAAUCCGACACCCCAGAAAAACCCACACCCAUGUCGGUUGACUCAACACCUCAAAGCGAUUUUCCCCUGAGCGGUGUUACCACUCCAACUAGUACUUUUAUCGGCAGUUUACCCACUACAGCAGAUACGCAUAUGACCGAUGCAGGAUUCGAUUUUACUGGUAAAAGAAUUCAUGUCAGGAAUUCUACAAUGUCUUUGCUGCCCACCAAGAAUUUUUCCAAGAGGGUUACACCACAAGAAGCAAAAGGAAUUUCCACAAAUUGCCUAAAACUAUUCCUAAAUGAGAGCAUAAUGGUUCCACUAAUCACCCAAACUAAACUCGUCAACAACGAGCUCCUACGUUUCUUCGUCGAGACCCUGAACUACAUGGACCACCUGAACAACCUGCGCAACUAUUUCUUUCUGCAAGACGGCGAAUUCGGUCGAAACAUAACGGAAAACCUAUUCGAGAAGCUCUACGACGCGACCGUGCCGAUCCAGCUGAUCAACGGCAGAACUCUGCACUACCUCAUGUUCGGAGCGCUGGACAAUUCCUGCAAGUCGCAGGAGAACGCCGGAAAGUUGUCCUUCAAGAUCAAUUGUUUGCCGAAAUGCUUCGAUCUGGGAGAUCCUGACGUUUUGGAUUGUUUAUCGCUGACUUAUACUGUUGCGUGGCCCAUGAACAUUUUGCUGCCCGUCGAUACCAUCGGAAAGUACGACGAAGUUUUUAGGUUCUUGGUGAAGUUGAACAGGAUUCAUUGGGUUCUUAAGAAAAUAUUUUUGGAGCUCAAAGUGUUAGCAAAAGAGACUGGAAACAAAGAAAUAUACCUAAUGGCAUCUCCGCAGUACAGAAAACUGCACCAAAGCAGACAUAUCAUGACUCAUUUUGUACAAACCUUUCAAAAUUACAUAGUCGGCGAAGUUCUUCAAUCAAACUGGGCGAUUUUUGAAAAACGCCUACUUGAAGCGAAAAAUCUCGACGAUCUUUAUAACCUACACACGGCAUACAUAAAAAAUAUUCUAUCUAUGUGUUUUUUGAACCAGAAAAUGUUGGUUUUAAAAACUGUUGUACACAAAAUAUUUGUUGUUAUAUUGAAAUUCUAUGAUUAUUUGAGAUCGAGAAGUUGGAAAUGCGUUGAUGGUACCUACGUGCACCCAAAUUUCGAUAAAUUGGAAAGCAUUUUCAACAACUUUGAAGAAUUUAUUCGUUACUUCUUAAAAGUGUGCAAAAAAGUAGGCAAAUGUGGAUAUCAGCCCCAUCUUCUACAGCUGUUGGAUAUGUUGGAUAUUAACGGUUUUUAUAGCAAUUGUUAAGUAUUUAUUAUUGAUCAUAUACAUAUAUUUUUUUAUUUGUUGUUUUUUAUUUAUUAUUAAGCUUAAAGUUAAUGUUAACAAUCUAGAAUAAAUAUGUAUA